AUAAGCCUGCGCGGCUUGACACGGCGCUUCCGUUCGCGGUGGGGGUGGUGAGGGAAAGCUGUUGUCGUUGUCGUCUCUGUUGCUGUCGCUUUCGCAGAAGCCGAGGGUUUGGCAGGCCUGAGCAGGAGGAGGAAGCGCAGCCCUCGCCGCCGCCGCCGCCGCCGCCAUGCCCACCGUGGAGGAGCUGUACCGCAACUACGGCAUCUUAGCCGACGCCAAGGAGACCGCGGCCGAGCACAAAGAUGCCUAUCAAGUGAUUUUGGAUGGUGUCAAGGGAGGUGCCAAAGAGAAGAGAUUAGCAGCACAGUUUAUUCCAAAGUUCUUCAAACAUUUUCCUGAGCUGGCAGAUUCAGCUAUAAAUGCCCAAUUGGACCUUUGUGAGGAUGAAGAUGUUUCUAUCCGACGACAAGCAAUUAAGGAAUUACCCCAAUUUGCUACAGGUGACAAUCUUCCAAGGGUAGCUGACAUCCUCACUCAGCUUCUGCAAUCAGAUGAUUCUGCAGAAUUCAACUUGGUAAACAAUGCUUUGCUAAGCAUAUUUAAGAUGGAUGCUAAAGGAACAUUGGGUGGCUUAUUCAGUCAAAUACUCCAAGGCGAAGAUAUUGUGCGAGAAAGAGCAAUCAAAUUCCUCUCCACAAAACUCAAAACAUUACCUGAAGAAGUGUUAACAAAAGAAGUAGAAGAGCUCAUACUGACAGAAUCAAAGAAGGUUCUUGAGGAUGUAACUGGUGAAGAGUUUGUUUUAUUCAUGAAAAUACUAUCUGGAUUAAAAAGCCUGCAGACAGUGAGUGGGCGGCAGCAGCUAGUUGAACUAGUGGCUGAACAAGCUGACCUUGAACAGACCUUCAAUCCAUCUGACCCUGAUUGUGUGGACAGACUUUUGCAGUGUACCCGUCAAGCUGUCCCACUAUUCUCAAAAAAUGUUCACUCCACAAGAUUUGUCACUUACUUCUGUGAGCAUGUGUUGCCAAAUUUGAGUUCUCUGACCACCCCUGUUGAAGGCCUUGAUAUCCAGUUAGAGGUACUGAAACUGCUUGCUGAGAUGAGUUCCUUCUGUGGUGACAUGGAAAAGCUGGAAUCAAAUUUAAAAAAGCUUUUUGAUAAAUUAUUGGAGUACAUGCCUCUUCCUCCAGAAGAAGCAGAGAAUGGGGAGAAUGCUGGCAGUGAAGAACCCAAACUGCAGUUCAGCUAUGUGGAAUGCUUAUUAUACAGCUUUCAUCAAUUGGGACGAAAGCUUCCAGACUUCCUGACUGCAAAGCUGAACACAGAGAAAGUGAAAGAUUUUAAAAUCAGGUUACAGUAUUUUGCCAGAGGACUGCAAGUUUACAUCCGUCAACUUCGUUUGGCACUCCAAGGCAAGACAGGAGAAGCAUUAAAGACAGAAGAGAACAAAAUUAAAGUGGUUGCACUGAAAAUUACUAAUAACAUCAAUGUUUUAAUCAAGGAUCUCUUCCAUAUCCCUCCUUCAUACAAAAGUACAGUUACACUCUCUUGGAAACCUGUACAGAAAGCUGAAGCUGGGCAAAAAAGAGCUAGUGAAGACACCACUUCAGACUUGCCCGCAAAGAAAGCUCCAGCAGGACCAAAAAGGGAUGCCAGACAGAUUUAUAAUCCACCCAGUGGAAAAUACAGCAGCAAUUUGGGCAACUUUUCUUAUGAGCAAAGAGGUGGCUUCCGUGGUGGAAGAGGGAGAGGAUGGGGCGGACGUGGAAAUCGCAGCCGUGGAAGAAUCUACUGAAACCAGUGGCACUCAGUGUGGUGAGUGUAGUGGCACUUUUCCAAAGCCACUCAGGCUGAAACACCUUUAAAAGUUUGAAGAGUUGCCUAGAAGGUGCUUCUGUUCAAAAAGACUGCCUUCCACAGAAGACUGAUAUAAAUGUUCUUAUACCUUUGUAUGUAUGAUCUACUUUUCUAACGGACUACAAACUCAUCUACAGUGAAGCAACAACU
This is a messenger RNA of Anolis sagrei ordinatus, 1950 nucleotides long. RefSeq names its product apoptosis inhibitor 5 (gene API5). Gene Ontology annotation, molecular function: RNA binding. Gene Ontology annotation, cellular component: nucleus. Gene Ontology annotation, biological process: negative regulation of apoptotic process. The record is from RefSeq and is a predicted model, not a curated record. NCBI's taxonomy places the organism in Eukaryota, Metazoa, Chordata, Lepidosauria, Squamata, Anolidae.